GCUGCGCAGUGCGAGCCUGCGCCGGCGCACGACGCACGCGCGCCAAACUAACACGUUCCAAAUUCAAGUGACUAUCGAAAAAGUGUGAAAAAAAAGACUUCGCAAUGAUUACGUUGGCGAUUUUUGUGACGCUGUCACUCUUUUCACUGGAUCAGGUGGAGUCAGCCAAACAACAAGUGCAGUUAUCAGACUCCUACCUCCCAGUCGCGAUGCAGAUUAUAUCUCACAUCACAGAUCAGAUGGCCUUCGAGGUCAAAGAGGAUACUACUCCGAGGCCAACCACGAAGCCUACUCCUAGGCCUACAACUAAGCCUACUCCGAGACCCACCACUAGGCCCACGACCUCCAGACCGUAUGUGACCUACAAACCCAUUAACAGUUGGUGGAGUGGUUUUACAACAAAGAGGACAGAAAUGACGACACCAUUCCACAGACCAGGAUUAUAUGCUCCACCUUCUCCUCCGAAGCCCUACAGCUACAGCAGAUUCUCCUGGAACCCGCAGCAGCACCGCUUCGUACUCCUGCCAGUGGAACACCACGCCCAAUACACCAUCCUUCAACCCCAAGAAACGAGGACAGAAGAACCUCUCCUAUCCAUCCAUCAGGACCAAAUAAAGCCUCUAAUGGAGCCAAGUCCAGAAUCGGCCCCAUAUCUUCCACCCCACUAUGACGUCAAAGUAUCCAGCCGUUCUGAUGGCUACGUCAUUGAUGACAUCAGCGAAGAAAGCCUCCAAUACUUGUCUGAUGAUGUAAGGGAAAUGAUAAAGAUGGCCAAAGACCCUCAUGAUGAUAAGGUGGUGGAUGUGUGGGAUGGAGUCAGGCAGGGCAACCAGCCUGUGACUACGAAGGCGAAGCUGUCGGCUUCGAACUUGAGGCUGUUGCUGCUGUAUGACCUGCUGAGUAGGGACGCGAAGAGACAGAGGCUGUCGGAUUAUAGUGGUUUCUCUCCAGACGUCAUGAAGGCUCUAGUGGCGUCAUCUAGCGGCGGUGUACGAGAACAGCUCAAGAUGGCGCUGGCCAAGAUGGUGGAACGACAUGACUGUGGACAUGAGUACGCCAACAACAGGGCCAGGGAGAUGGUAGAGGAACUGGGCAAGGACGAGUCUGGAAUAUCCACUGAUCUUCGGUAUCUGCAACCUUUAAUUUAUAGCUAUUAAGGUUUGAAAUGGAAUGGAGUUGUCUGUCUUUGUUGAAUUUGAAAAUAUAGAUAUCACAUGGUUUUUAUGGAAAGCAAGAAAAUAUUGUAAAAAACAUUACCCUCCUUCUUUGGCAGUCGGGUAAAAAUUCGCAACAUCCUACUUUGGUUGCUAUUUUUCAAAAUAGAUUACUAAAAUUAAGCAUAGUAGGUAUCUCCUCUUUAUUUCGGACAAAAAUAAGACAUCUUUUUCUUUUAACUUCAAAGAAAAUUGGACCGAGUUAUUGAGUAUUUAAUAUUUUUAUAAUGACUAUCUUCAGACAUACUAAAUUAACUAAAUAUCGCGGGUUACUUACGUGAAUAUACUGAGAAAAGCUCUGCUAGUUUCUAAUCUACUAGUUCAGUAGGCUGCACGACUUCGCGGCGACCGCGCUCGCUGCUCAUGAGGAAGAAUCCUCCUCCUGUGCAUGUGGUUCGAAACUAGUAGAGCUAUUAUUAGUAUUCACGUGAGCGACCCGCGAUUCUUAGUUAACUCGUCGAGUACCGUCAUUAUAGACACAAUUAUAGAACAAUAGGUUGCGGUCACCGGUGACCGCUUGGUGUUUGACAGUUUAAUUGACUGUAUAAUGUUCGAUUAACACACAAUUUUUAAACAAUCCUUACUUCAAAAGCUAAUAUAAUUAAAUCGAUAUCAUUUCAAUAACUCUAGUUACUUAUUAACUUAUUUCUAUGCUAGACUAAUUGUCCCACUAAUUAAACAAGGGCAGACAGUCCCAUGACAGAAAUAUGACAUCACUAAGUUUGGACAUUUUUGUAAAUGAAACGAAGUCAUAUAUGAGUUGAAUGGAAAAUAACCUCAGAACAGAAUGAUGCAUUUAUAUGUAUAAAAAAGUAUUUAUCAUAGAUAUAGGUAACUAUUUUAUAUUGUAACCGUACUAUUCAUAACACAUUUGUUUUAAAUACGAAACGAAAAAAAUUUUUUCAUUCGCGUCGCUCCUUAUUUCAUAGUAGAUACUAUAAAACUAAAUUAUUAUGUUUUCGGCUUAUUCACGUAGUAAUUUGACGAGGAACUCGACUAGUUUCAAGCUAUGCUAGAGGCUCAUAUUCAUGAGCAGCAUUUCGCGUGCUUUGCCGUGAUUCACGCGUACUUUCCUCUAUUCGUGGUAUUAUAGGCGACACGGCGGCGCGCGUGACAUUGUUGACACGCUAGACUCGCCCGCCGGCAGCGCGUUGGGGUUGGGUUCGAAUCCCGGGUCGACGCUAAAACAGUGUUACAUAAAACUGAAUGACAGGACUAUAAAACUGUUGAAAUAUGCUUGCUUGAAAACUCUUUGGCAUUGUUUUGUUUCUCCAUAAAAAUAACAUUUUCUUAACGGUUUAAUGGCACUUAAAUAUAAGUCCCAUUGAUCAGCGAGUAAGCUUAUUGCUAUACCCAAGGCAUUGUCUCUAAGCCCCGUGGUAAUUACUAAAAAAUGUUUGGG
Messenger RNA from Spodoptera litura, 2616 nucleotides. The record is from RefSeq and is a predicted model, not a curated record. Lineage: Eukaryota; Metazoa; Arthropoda; Insecta; Lepidoptera; Noctuidae.